CGAAGGGGAUGAUGUUAGAAGCCCCACUUAUGGCUACUCAUAUUUACAUUAACCUCAAUCUCAGUUCCACAGCUACUCUCCUCCUGCCUCUUUCUGUCUCAUUUCCAAAGCCAAGAACCAAAAUAAAGCCAUGGAAGCUUAGACCUGUUGUUGCUUCUUCUUCUUCGUAUUCGUCUUCUUCAUGGUCUCAAAAUCAAAUCGUCGGUGGGCUAUUGUUGCCACCAGACGAGGACAACUACACUAACAGCAAAAAACCCGGGAGGGUCUCACCAAGAAAGAAGAGAGAGAGGGUUUUCUUCUUGGAUGUUAAUCCUCUCUGUUACAAAGGAAGCACUCCAAGCUUGCACGCUUUUGCUCAUUGGAUUUCUCUUUUCUUCUCUCAGGUCAGCCACACUGACCCUGUCAUUGCCGUGAUUGAUGGCGAAAGAUGUAAUGAGUAUCGCAGGCAGUUAUUGCCAUCGUAUAAAGCACAUAGGAGGAAAUUCUUACAGAAAUUUUCGACUACACUGAGAUCAAAGAGUCCUGUCAGAAGAUCGCAUCAAGUCAUAUCAGAUGUUCUGAGGAAAUGCAAUGUGCCGGUUGUGAGAAUUGAAGCCCAUGAAGCAGAUGAUGUUGUAGCUACGCUUGUAGGACAAGUUCUACAAAGGGGAUAUCGAGUUGUUAUUGCCUCUCCUGAUAAAGAUUUUAAGCAGCUCAUAUCUGAAGAUGUGCAAAUUGUUAUGCCUAUGCCAGAGUUUGAUAGAUGGUCCUUUUAUACCUUAAAGCAUUACGUGGCUCAGUACAAUUGUGAUCCACAGUCUGAUUUGAGUCUUAGGUGCAUUUUGGGUGAUGAAGUUGAUGGUAUUCCUGGGAUUCAGCAUGUGGUUACUGGUUUUGGGCGAAAAACUGCCCUAAAACUCCUAAAAAAGCAUGGUUCACUGGAAAAUUUACUGAAUGCCGCAUCAGUAAGAACGGUGGGGAGACAAUAUGCACAAGAUGCCCUUACAAAGCAUGCUGAUUACCUGCGAAGGAAUUACAAAGUUCUUGCCCUGAGGAGGGAUGUUGAUGUUCAUCUUCAGCCAGAGUGGUUGUCUGAGAGAGAUACGCUGAAUGAUUCAGUAAUUUUGUCCAACUUCAUAAAUUCGUUGGGAGAAACCCAGUGUCUCAAUCAGCAAUAUGGAUCUUAUCCAAAUGGUUGA
Messenger RNA from Ilex paraguariensis (yerba mate), 1178 nucleotides. The record is from the annotation of a GenBank genome assembly. NCBI's taxonomy places the organism in Eukaryota, Viridiplantae, Streptophyta, Magnoliopsida, Aquifoliales, Aquifoliaceae.